Molecule: messenger RNA, 1063 nt
Organism: Sipha flava (yellow sugarcane aphid)
Lineage: Eukaryota; Metazoa; Arthropoda; Insecta; Hemiptera; Aphididae
Product: dehydrogenase/reductase SDR family member 4-like
Exons: 7
Coding region: 101-943 (280 amino acids)
Molecular function (GO): carbonyl reductase (NADPH) activity
Source: RefSeq, a predicted model, not a curated record
UUUUUUAUUGUCAAUUAAAUAAUCGAAACGUAAACACUUAAACGAUUUUGCUUUAGUGAACCAACGUUCCUAACUGAACUCGUAAUAUAACUCAAUUUCAAUGCAUUGUAUUUCUAAAUUUAGUAGUCCGUUUACAAUUUCAUUUAGAACACAGUUAAAAAAAAUGUCUUCGAACAUAGCAAAGCCACUGGAUGGCAAAGUAGCAAUAAUCACUGCAUCUACUGACGGAAUUGGUUUUGCUACUGCUAAACAAUUAGCUAGUCAUGGAGCAUCAGUCAUGAUUAGCAGUCGUAAACAAAAUAAUGUUGAACGUGCAUUAGCAGAACUUCAAAAAGAAUAUGGUGUUACUAAAGUUCAUGGAGUUGUAUGUCAUGUUUCAAAAAAAGAUGAUAGAUUUAAUUUAAUCCAAGAGACCAUUAAAAUCUUUGGUGGAAUUGAUAUUCUUGUAUCAAAUGCUGCAACAAAUCCUACAUCAGGUUCAGUACUAGAUUGCGAAGAAGAAAUAUGGGAUAAAAUAUUUGAAGUAAAUGUUAAAAGUGCAUUUUUAAUUACAAAAGAAGUAGUUCCACAUCUAAUUUCUCGAGGAGGAGGUUCUAUUGUUUAUGUUUCUUCAAUAACUGGUCUCAAUCCUAUGUCGCUAUUGGGAGCAUAUUCUGUGAGUAAAACUGCUCUUCUUGGACUGACUAAAGUAGUAGCAAAUGAUUUGGCAGCAAAUAAUAUAAGAGUUAAUUGUGUAGCUCCUGGUGUCAUAAAAACAAAAUUUGCAUCAUCACUUACUGAAAAUGAUGCUCUUAGUGAAUAUUUAUUACAAAUGAAGCCAAUGAAACGAUUUGGUGUCCCAAAAGAAGUUGCAUCUGUUAUAUCGUUUCUUUGUUCGUCUUCUUCUUCCUUUAUAACUGGUGAAACUAUAGCAAUUUCUGGUGGUAUGCAAUCAAGACUCUAAAUACUUAUCAUAAACGUCUAUACAAUUUUAUGGAAAUGGUUAUAUCUAUCUACAUAUUUUCAAAUCAUACUCUGAGGUGUUUGUAUUAAAAUAUUAAAUUUUUAAAACUACAGUUGUUAU